This is a messenger RNA of Plasmodium fragile, 2991 nucleotides long. RefSeq lists its product as uncharacterized. The transcript has a single exon. The record is from RefSeq and is a predicted model, not a curated record. Bases 1 to 2991 code for a protein of 996 amino acids. Lineage: Eukaryota; Apicomplexa; Aconoidasida; Haemosporida; Plasmodiidae.
AUGACGACGAAUCGUGUCAAAUUGAAGCGCUUUUACAGCGAGCACAAUGAAGACAAUAUGGAUGCAUUAAAUGCCUCCACGGGGAAGGAAAAAAACGUGGAAGGGAAAAAAGCACUUCACAAAAAGGACGCGAAAAAUUUCAGGAAAAAUAAAUUACUUGUCUUGUCCAAAGGAUUGAACAUAAAAGACGUAAAUAAAUUGAACGAGCAUUCCCAGGCGGGGGAGGUGGCAGUAAGACGGAGGAGUCGCCUGAAAAAGGAAGUAAUCACUGACAGUAGCUACGAGGAGGAACACGGAAUAGACCAAGCAUGUAACAUAAGCGAUGCAAGCUGCGCACAAGAACAAAAUGAAGAUUCUGAUCGGUUUGCCUCUUACACAAAGACGAAAUUGUCCUCCUUGUCCACAGUUGGGGACAAUACACUUAAUGUACACCCCUCGAUAAUUGGUACGAGGGGGAAAUAUGAACGGAGUAAAGUAAUCGAUAGCUCGGAUGAGAGUAAACACAGCUGCGAGUUCAGCACCUCGGAUGAUGGAGGGUCGGGUGCAAAGGGGGAGAAGAUGUCACAGAGGGGCAUAGGAACUUCCAGCAGCCGCAGGGGUGGCAAUGAGCUGGAUGAGAGUGGUCUCAAGGAGAGGAAGCAGAAAGGGAGGGUGUUCAGCAUAUGCUCACAAAGGGGGAUGCAGGACGCUGACGACGAGGAUGAAAUUGACGAAGAACAAGACGAAGACGAGGAUUUUCACAGUGCACGGCGCCCCGCUGAGAAGUCGCGAAAGGGGGAAGCCCCAAACUGGGGAAGAAACAAAAGUAUAAAUAUCCUGCACAAGGAUGACAGCUCGGAGGAGGAUGAACGCGACGAGAGUUCUGGCUCAUCUAGUGAGGUAUAUGAUGAUAUACAGAACGACAGGAGCUACGACGAAGCGAAGAAUCAGCGAGACAGGAGGAAGCAAGCCCUGUCGGCACUCAACAUGAGAAACAAGAGCGCCGCUUCGAAGAAUGAAGAAAAUGCAAAUGAGGAAAACUCGUACGAUAAUUAUGACGACUCCAGUUUUUAUGUAGAUGACGAUGUGAACUCCGUGGCUGAGACGCACAUAUCGUAUGAAAGCGGCAAUGAAAAGCUCAACCACCUUGAUGAGUAUGCCUUACACUUAAAACUUUUUAAUGAGCAAAAUUUGGGUAAUGAUAUGAUUCAGUUCAAUUCCAUAAGUGUGAAGAAAUCGAUCAGACAGUACAUUGAAUUUACGGCUCUGUCUCUAUUAUCCCCUAGCUUAAAAUAUGACGCCAAUUAUUUCAAGGCGUCUGAGAAUGUGAAAAGCGUCGAGCAGUCCCUGAAGGUAAUGUACGCAAGUAUUCACAAACAAUUUGAGGAGAAGAAUUCCAUGGGGGAGUGCUACAAUUACUAUGAUGAGGAUGGUGCAGAAGGUGUGAGGAGAAAGAAGAAAAAAAGGAGAACAACAAAAAAAAAAAAUCUGAAAAGGUUAUCUCAACAGGUUAGUGAUAGUGGUAGCGAAGGCUGUGCGGAGGAAAAGAAGGGUAAUGAGGAGGGCGAUGUGAGGAAGCCCCUGGACAGCAGCAAGAAGGUUAAGCGGGAUAGCAAAAAAAAAAAAUAUGUCCUAAGUGACAGCAGCAGUUGUUCACCUGAUGGGAAGGGGCUCAGUGACGCGAAUGCAGAGAAGUGUGUGCAUGGGGAGGAAGAGGACUGCUAUGAAGUAUACGACGAAGAGGAGGAACAAGACAGUGGCGAGGAGGAAGACGACGAUGAUGAUGAUGAAGAGGAUGACGAAGAGCACGAUGAGGCAUGCGAGGACGAGUGCGAAGACUAUUACGACGACUACGACUUCGAAUACGGGCGGAAAGCGAAGAAGAAGGUGGCGGAGCAAAUGAGCGACAGUGUCAUGUACAAGCUGCUCAACAGAGACAUGCUGAAAAUAUACGAGUUUGUAAAGAAGGAGGAGAACUUUAGCAAUUACGAUUUUUUGAAGAUGAUUUGCAAAAUCAGUAAAAACAAACCGAGUAAUUAUUAUGAUCGUUGUGUGCAAAAGAUCGAGAAGAAAAUUCUGUCCAAAAGAGACCAGUUUGAAUCUCAUCCAUUUGAAACAAAUUUUAAAAAUAUUUUAAAAAAUUACGCAAAUAUGUUUACACAUUAUUUGGACUACAACAAAAUUCACUGCUGCUGUUGCAACAGAAAAUUAAGUUACGCAUGUCCUGUUUUUUUCAUUAAACCCUUUUACAAUUCCUCCGACUUAUGGGAAAAUAGCUUUUUUAAUUUUAUGAAGGUAAAUCAUUUUGAAUGGCUCGGAAAUGAACAUUUCCUGACUUUUAAAAAUCCGUUAGACAAAUUAAGUAUGAGAAAUGAAGAUGAAUUCAAAAUGAAAAAUAUUAAACAGUCGAACAAGCUAUUUAUAAAAAAUCAAAAUGAAAAGGAAAAAAAAAAAAAUGCACACAUGCACGUUAAUAUAAAUCAUGUGGAUAAUUAUCGCGUUGGGAAUAACGACGAAUGCGUCGUGAACUACUUGAAGCAGAGUAAACAAGUGAAUCUCUUUAAAUAUGAUGCAAAUUUUGAUGAAAAACGAUUGAAGAAAAAAAGGAAAGCCUUUAAAUUUAAUUUUGAGUAUCAAUUUAAGGUUACUGAGUGUAAGGACAAUAAUUUGAAUAUCCUCAUGAAAGAUAUUUGCGACAAUUUUUGUGACCUUUCCGAGAAUUAUAUGGAGAAGGACAUUCUGGUUUUGCAGCUUGGGUCGUAUUGUGUUUCGGCUGUGUACUAUUGGCAUGUGUUUCAUCACUACAAAUUUUUUUUCACCAAAUAUAUUUACUUGCGUCUACUCGAUUUGUACAAGAAGAGCAAGGAUUUGUUUCGCGAGCCGCUGCUCCUCGCUUACGUGUUGUCCAAGCGGCUGAACAAGGACCUGUACCGCGACUUUGUGAUUCUCAUGAACAUUGACAUUUCGCAGAUUCAGAACAAGCUCCCUGAGUCCGACUUGCUCGUUCGCUGA